Molecule: messenger RNA, 575 nt
Organism: Harpia harpyja (harpy eagle)
Lineage: Eukaryota; Metazoa; Chordata; Aves; Accipitriformes; Accipitridae
Gene: RIIAD1
Product: regulatory subunit of type II PKA R-subunit domain containing 1
Exons: 3
Coding region: 118-462 (114 amino acids)
Source: RefSeq, a predicted model, not a curated record
CGCGUGCCCCGCCCCGCCCGGCGCUGUCCCCGGUGCUGAUCGCCAGGAGCCGCCGCACGCAGCCCCGCCCCAUGCCCGCCGUUGCCAUGGUGACGGGCCGCUGCGGGCGCAGCCAAGAUGGCGUCGCCGCAAUCACCGCCGCGUCUCCACCAGGCCAUGCUCUGCCUGAGCAGCCAGCGGUACCUGCGGGCCCGUCCGGCCGUCCGGCUGCUGCUGCGGGGCUUCCUCAGGGAGCUGCUGCUCCAGCGACCUGACGAUGUCCUGGAGUUCGCCGCAGGUGAGGGGGGUGGCACUGGGGGGGUGGGGCAGCGGGGAGGGGGUCCGGCCUCCCACUCACCCCUCUGCCCACCCCCCCGCAGCGUACUUCACCCAGCCAGAGCUGCUGGGCCGGAUCCAGGAGGAGCUGGGGAGGCCAGGAGCGGUGCCCUGAGGGGGGGACACAGCAGGGUCUCACUCCAAUAACAGGCAGUGAGACCCCACGCCCUGUGCUGCUGUGGUGUCACCGUUCCCCACCAGUACUCUCGGGGCGGGGGGGGGGCAGGAGAAGGUGCCACUGGGAGGGAGGCUGCACAUGG